Daphnia magna is the source of this 396-nucleotide messenger RNA. RefSeq lists its product as uncharacterized. The coding region runs from base 1 to 396 and encodes 131 amino acids. Gene Ontology annotation, biological process: DNA integration. Lineage: Eukaryota; Metazoa; Arthropoda; Branchiopoda; Diplostraca; Daphniidae. The transcript has a single exon. Gene Ontology annotation, molecular function: nucleic acid binding. The record is from RefSeq and is a predicted model, not a curated record.
AUGGUGGCCAGCUGCUCAACCUGCCAGGCUCAUCGUCAUCGCAAUCCAGCCCCGCCACUCCGUCCGGUGCCUCUGCCGGCUCAUGCGUUCCAGUGGGUGUCGGCUGAUAUUUUUCUUCAUGAUGGAGUUAACUACAUCCUGGUGGUCGACGCCUAUAGUAAGUGGCCAGCUUGCGUUCCGCUGCGCACGUUGUCGUCUUCGUCCGUCAUCGCCGAGAUGGAGAGAAUUUUUAGCGACUUCGGCGUUCCAGAAAUGGUGUUGUCGGACAACGGCUCCCAGUUCGAUUGCGCCGAGUUUCGGGCAUUUUGUGAAGGCCGUGCCAUUCGGUCCGUUACGUCCAGCCCAAUGUACGCACAGUCUGGUUGGGGCUGGUGGAACGCCACAUCCAAACAGUGA